Danio rerio (zebrafish) is the source of this 3721-nucleotide messenger RNA. NCBI's taxonomy places the organism in Eukaryota, Metazoa, Chordata, Actinopteri, Cypriniformes, Danionidae. The record is from RefSeq and is a predicted model, not a curated record.
GGUUUAGCCUAACUAAUGCUUCUUUCCAUAAAAAAACUGUAGACAUUGAAUGUAAUUUGUUACAAAUUAUUUUCGAGAAAAAAAAAAAUCUGCUGCAGUUUAGAUAUGCCGCUUUUAGGGCUGAUCUGUAUGGUCAUAAAACAAAUAACAAACAAAGUCGUUGUUUGUCAGGGUGGAGCGAUGAGGGGAAGUGUCCAUUCUGGCAUUGACUCUGGUCUGGCUCGAAGAGCUGCUCUGUCCAGUGUAAAUGCAAGCUGAGCUCAGCUCAUUCUGCGCAGUCAGACUGAAGCUCAGUCGCUCACCGCUGUCAUGUACUGGAAACUACACUUGGACUCCAGCCAUAUCUAGGGGAAUAAUGCGUGAUGAAGUAGCUUACUUUUGCAGGUAUUGUCGGCGGAUAGUUAACGCUUAUGAGCGACGUAUGUCAUAGUAUUGCGCGAAUUUUGCCUAAAUCAUUGCGUCGUGGAAUUACUUUUUAAUCAUUACGAUGACCUGAACAGCUGUUCCAUCAACUCAGCAUUUCUGCUUUAUUUUAAACACCGAGUGCCUUAUCCACACGGAACCAACCGGUUUUUUCCGACAAAUUUUUACCAAAAAUUUGCUUGAGUACACUUGCAUAAUUGGUACUUUCCAAUCAAAAUCUCUGGACUACUUGCCAUACACGACAAUAUUAUAGCCUGCGUAUUUAAAGAAGAUCAAGAACAGAUGGAAAAAAAGGGCAAAUUCAAAGUGCUUCUUGUAUUAACAUUUAUGGCCAUUAUUAUUUUCACAUUGUUUUUGGACCAUAAGGAUAAUCAUAAACAUAACACACAAGCUACUCCUCUAACAAGAGCUCCUGUGACAAAUUAUACAAUCAAAAUCCAAGAGGAUUUAUAUUCAAUAACGCCCAUCAAAGACUCUGAGCAUUUCAUGGUGUCAGCGUUUAUUGACCACAGACUGGACGGAGCCAUUCGAGUCAUCAGCAUAAUCAAGAGAAAAAAUCUGCAGCCCCUUUAUUGUGUUUACUGUACCACCAAACAUGACUGCAAAACUGUUGAGACUGAGGUCCAGAUACACACCGACCAUUUUUCCUUUCCAUAUGGUGCUUCAGAUGUGAUUUGUAAAGGCAAGAACAUGCAAAGGGCAACCAGUGUCGCCAUAACAACUAGCAAGAAAGAUUCAGCUGACCUCAGAACAGAUUAUCUGGAAAUCAAAAAUAAGCUGGUAACAGACAAUUUCAAGUAUAACUUCACUGUUUGCAUCUCCAACCUCUUUGGAAGCUACAACAAUGUACUGCAGUUUGCUCAAACUAUGGAGAUGUACAAACUUCUGGGUGUACAGCAUGUGGUCAUCUAUAAUACCAGCUGUGGUGCAGACUUGAAGAAGCUUCUAAAACAUUAUGAAUCAGAAGGGUUACUGGAGAUUGUUUCGUGGCCUAUCGACAAGUUUAUGAAUCCCUCCCCAGGCUGGAAUAUCAAAAAACACAAAGGCGAUCUUCAUUAUUAUGGUCAGUUAGUAACACUCAACGAGUGCAUCUACAGGCACAUGUAUCAAUCCAGAUAUGUUCUUCUGAAUGACAUCGAUGAGAUCAUCAUGCCAUACAAAUACUCAAAUUUACAGUCUCUUAUGGAGGACCUCCAGUCUGCUGAUCCCAGCAAAGGAGUGUUCCUCAUAGAGAACCACAUAUUCCCCAAAACACAGUUUGAGGACAGCGGGAAGUUCAAGCGAAAAGAAUGGAAAAAUAUUUCUGGAAUCAAUAUCAUGGAGCACAUUUACAGAGAACCUGAACGUAAGAAUGUUUACAAUCCCACAAAAAUGAUUGUCAAUCCAAGGAAGGUGGAGCAGACAUCAGUGCAUUCCUCCUUGAAGAACUUUGGAGGGAGUUACCAUGUUCCAUUUAAUGUAUGUAGGAUUGUGCAUGUGAGAGUCCCGCUGCAAGGGAGUCUGACCAAAGAGCAACUCUUUGUAGACAAAAGAGUCUGGGACUUUGAAAACGAUCUGAUACCGAAUGUUGACAGAACUUUGAUACUUUCUGGUCUCCUCAAGGAUUCCAGUUGAGAUGUUUGCAUCAGGGAUUUGUAGAAAGAAAUGCCAUCAAAAUGAACAAGAAACACUACAAAUUCAAGGCAAGGGGAAAAUGUCCCAGCACAAUCAACUAAACAAUUAUGCUGCAACAAUUAAUGUGAAAAAAAUAAAUGAAAAAUGAAGGAUGGCCAGUUGGAGGGCUAAAGAUUAGUUAACUCUGAAUUCUGCAUUCUUACAAGUUCUCUCAUCAUAAAAAUGUAAUGCAGAUAUACUGUAAAUAUAAUAGUGUGUAAACAUGCUGCAUAAAUUGUGUUUGAAUAUCAUGCACUGAUAUGUUUUGUCUUUGUAGACAAAAUGUGGCAAGCCUUUUCCCAAACACAUUGUUUUGUAUUAUUAUUUUUUGUUCAAGUAUGUAUUCUUAUAAUUAAUAUUAAUGAUCCUCAUGAAAUAUCAAUCAAUAAUCAACAUUAUUUGAUAAUUUAAAAAUGAUCUUCAAAUGUAAUAUAUACACAUUUAUAAAAAUAACUUACAUAAAAACAGAUGAUCAUUAAACAAGAAUCACAUGUUAGAAACAUUCUUUUGGAACAUUUUUAUGAGAAUUACUUUUUUUUUUUCUUGAAAAUGUUUCAAAAUCAUGUUUUAUGUGUGUUUUACGUGAGGCUUUUGCAUGUUAUGCUCAUGUGAACAGAGCUUGAAGUAGGAAGAUUUCACUUGUGGUGGGUAAGACACCCACUCCAACUAGUCACUUUUUUGGGGUUGAAUGUAAUAAUUUAACUGAAGUUUCUUAAAAGAUGGGGUAAAUUAUAAACUAACUGCAACAUGAUACUACGAAACUAUCACUCCCACAGAUAUGUAGCCCUGAUUAAGUAGUACUAAUAUGCCCUGCUGGCUAUGAGGAAAUAUUUAUACGAAGCUCGAUAAACGCUCAAAAAUAUGUAGUAAAGAAAGAAAUGGGACAUUUUACUUUCAGUUCAGCUAUUCUCAUGCAACAGCACAUUAGCAAACUAAAUUGUUUAAAGCAAUGUAUUUAUUAUUAUUAUUAUUAUUUUUUUUUUUUUGCUGCGACCAUAUGUUGACUAUACAUUGGCAAAACAUUUUCAUUAAUGUUUGCAUAUUUGUGCUGGGUUAGUUUAAGCAUUAUGUUAAAGUGACAAAGCAUGGGUAUUUAUAGUACUUAACAAUUGGGCAAAAUAUUGUAAAAUUCAAAUGUUUAUUUGGAUUUUAGCAAUCAUAUUUUUGUAAGAUCUGCUUACUGUAAGGUCCAUUAGCAGUUCUGUCUAUAAACAUAGAUUAUUUUUUUCUACAAGUCAUGUUCAUAUCAAAAUGUACUCAUUUUUAUUGAGAUUGGAUGGUCAAAAUGCCAAUUCAUGGGUUCCUCUUACAAACAUGGCAUUCUUGUAAACAAAAUUUGUUUAAAGUCAACUUCCCUAUAAAUAACAGCUGUAACCUUGUGUGAUAAAAAAAAAAAAAAAAAAAAAAAACUUACAACCGUGAAAUAAAAAUGUUGCUUUUGAGACAAAUGUUAAUCUAAAUAAUGGUAACAGAUAUUUAGGUAUUCUUGCAUAAAAUGUGAUUUAUUUUUUUUUUUGAUAUUGUGUUGGGCCAUGUUGUGAAAGAUUUGUUUGUAAUGAUUGGGACAAUAUAUGGAAAAAUGAUAAGUACGCAUGUGUUAUAUGUCUUUUGGAUACGGUAAAAUAAAACAUGUUGAAAUUCUCAA